Botrytis byssoidea is the source of this 1068-nucleotide messenger RNA. RefSeq lists its product as uncharacterized. The transcript has a single exon. Lineage: Eukaryota; Fungi; Ascomycota; Leotiomycetes; Helotiales; Sclerotiniaceae. The record is from RefSeq and is a predicted model, not a curated record. Bases 1 to 1068 code for a protein of 355 amino acids.
AUGCAAUCCAAAUUUGUCUUCUUGUCUAUCCUAGUCUCGGCAAGCCUAUCAGUUGCCCUUCCAGCAGCUUUCAACAUCUCAGACCCGUCUACUGGUCCUAUACCCAGCGAAACGGACUACUAUAGUUCGUAUCGCGGUAAACCUGCUCCGUUUCCAGGGAAUUCUACGUCACCUAUCUUACUAAUAGAAAGUGGUCCACCCGGACCUGAUGAUCUUCUCUUUCAGAAUCUUCUGGCCGCAGAAUGGGCAGUAUUCUCCUUCUACCAACAAGGCGUCGAAGCUCUAAAUGCUACAUCAUUCACAUCCAUCGGAUUCCCAAACACCACCUACGAUCGUCUCCAAGAAAUCCGCGAUAAUGAAGCUGGUCAUCUCCGAAUAUUUCAGGAUUCCAUAUCUAACACAUCGAUCAAACCCGGCGCGUGCAACUACGAUUUUGGCUGGGGCACCGCCACCGAAUUCCUAGAGAUGCAGGUAUUGAUUGAAGUCUCAAGUAUGGCAUUUGCGGCUGGACUCGUGCAGCAAGCAAAUUUGAAUGUGACGAAAGGUGCCUUGAUGGUAAUUGGAGAAACGGAGACUCGACACACUACAUGGGCUUUAAUAUCUGUUUGGGGAGCUGAUCCCUUUGCCGGACCGAUUGAUACGAGUUUUCCGUAUGCAAAUCAAAUUUUAGACUCGACGAAUCGAUUUAUUGUCGAUGGUUCAUGUCCAAGUGCGAAUCCCGGGUAUCCAUCUCCUAGUCAACAUUUACCCCAAUUGCAAACCCCUGAGAAUGUUACUGGUGGAGGGAAUUUGACAUUUGUGUAUGAGAAAGGUAGUGAUGGGGCUGAGAUGCCGGUCUUUGAAGAGGGAAAAGAUUAUUAUGCUGUUUUCUUCCACGGGUUGGAGAUAAUAUCGGUUCCGUACAAUGUUGCUACUAAUAGCACGACUUUCCCUUCUGAGCUAGAGUUGAAGGGCAUAAUCUUGGCGGUUAUUGCGGAUGAGUUGGAUGCACCUACGGAGAAAUCUGUUGUUGCUGGGCCUGCUUUUAUUUUGGAGCAACCGGCGAUACUUGCUGCUAGUGGGAUAUAG